Molecule: messenger RNA, 1530 nt
Organism: Lobosporangium transversale
Lineage: Eukaryota; Fungi; Mortierellomycota; Mortierellomycetes; Mortierellales; Mortierellaceae
Product: HMGL-like-domain-containing protein
Exons: 3
Coding region: 169-1473 (434 amino acids)
Cellular component (GO): mitochondrion
Molecular function (GO): homocitrate synthase activity
Source: RefSeq, a predicted model, not a curated record
CUGCUGUUCGUCAGUUUUUAUCACCACCCUCAUUUUUAUCUAAUACCAACAUUGCAAUAACAAAGCGUUUUUGGACUUUUCCAUUACCAAAUAAAAACCUUCGCCUACCAACACCGUAUCACAUUUCAUUACCCUACCUUACUUUUAUUUAAAUAAUAUCCUUCCAACAUGCCUCCACACGCCAACUCAAUCCCCAACGUCUCCUCCAGCCCAUAUGCUCCCAAGUUCACAGACUCGCUCUCCCGUCUGACAAAUUGGUCCAUCAUUGAAUCUACAUUGCGGGAGGGUGAACAAUUCGCAAACGCCUUCUUUGACACCGCAAAGAAGAUUGAGAUUGCCAAGGCCUUGGAUGAUUUCGGUGUCGAAUACAUUGAACUCACCUCCCCUGCUGCCUCUGAACAAUCCCGCCAGGACUGUAUUGCCAUCGCCAACUUGGGUCUCAAGGCCAAGAUCUUGACCCAUGUUCGCUGCCACAUGGACGAUGCUCGCAUCGCCUGCGAGACUGGUGUAGAUGGUCUUGAUAUCGUCAUUGGUACUAGCUCCUACCUCCGUGAGUUCAGCCACGGAAAGGAUAUGGAGCGCAUCAUCAAGGAUGCGACCGAGGUCAUCAACUUUGUAAAGUCUAAGGGUUUGGAAGUCCGUUUCUCAUCCGAGGAUUCUUUCCGCUCAGAUUUGGUCGAUCUCUUGAACCUUUACAAGGCUGUUGACCAGCUCGGCGUUAACCGUGUUGGUAUUGCUGAUACAGUCGGUUGCGCCAACCCUCGUCAGGUCUAUGACCUUGUCAAGACCCUCCGUUCCGUCUUGAAGCCUACCACUGACAUUGAAUGUCACUUCCAUAAUGACACUGGAUGCGCCACUGCUAAUGCAUAUGCUGCCUUGGAGGCUGGUGCUACACACAUCGAUACCUCAGUUUUGGGAAUCGGUGAACGCAAUGGCAUCACACCCAUCGGAAAUUUGAUCGCCCGUAUGUACACCGUUGAUCCAGACUACGUUGCUUCCAAGUAUAAGCUCACCCAGCUUCGUGAUCUCGAAAACUUGAUUGCAGAUGCUGUCGAGAUCCAAGUCCCCUUCAACAACUGCAUCACCGGUUACUGUGCCUUCACCCACAAGGCCGGUAUCCAUGCCAAGGCCAUCCUCAACAACCCUGCCACCUACGAGAUCCUCAAGCCUGAAGUCUUUGGCAUGACUCGUUAUGUCUCCAUCGGUCAUCGUCUCACAGGUUGGAACGCUGUCAAGAACCGUGCCGAACAGCUUGGAUUGGCCCUGUCUGAUGAUGAACUCAAGGCCAUCACUGGCAAGAUCAAGCAGUUGGCUGAUAUUAAGAACCAAAGCAUGGAAGAUGUCGAUGGUCUUUUAAGAAAUUUCCAUGCCUACAAGGUUGCUGGUGAUCACUCGGCCAUUCAGAAGCUCUUGGUCGUUGAGCAGGCUGAUGCUAGCCCUACCCCAGCACCUAUUGAAGUAGCAGUCAACUAAACAUAAAAUAACCACCUCACGCAUUUGUAAAAGCACUCACAUAUCAACCAUACCUGC